CGGGAAUCGGGAUCCGGCUUGGGGUGUGUGAGUUGGGGUGGGAAGUUCCGCGCGAUGAGGUGAGGCCCAGAUGGGGGAUCCCCGGACUGGGGCCCCCCUAGAUGAUGGCGGAGGCUGGACGGGCAGUGAGGAAGGCAGCGAGGAGGGCACCGGAGGCAGUGAGGGCGUCGGCGGUGAUGGAGGCCCUGACGCGGAGGGUGUGUGGAGCCCGGACAUUGAGCAGAGCUUCCAGGAGGCCCUGGCCAUCUACCCUCCCUGCGGCCGGCGCAAGAUCAUCCUGUCAGAUGAGGGCAAGAUGUACGGCCGGAAUGAACUCAUUGCCCGGUACAUCAAGCUGAGGACAGGGAAGACAAGAACUCGCAAGCAGGUCUCCAGUCACAUCCAGGUGUUGGCUCGAAGGAAAUCGAGGGAAAUUCAGUCCAAGCUGAAGGACCAGGUCUCCAAGGACAAGGCCUUCCAGACGAUGGCUACCAUGUCUUCCGCACAGCUCAUCUCUGCACCUUCCCUGCAGGCCAAGCUGGGUCCUUCUGGCCCUCAGGCCACCGAGCUUUUUCAGUUCUGGUCAGGGAGUUCUGGGCCACCGUGGAAUGUUCCAGACGUGAAGCCAUUCUCACAGACACCAUACUCCGUGUCACUGAGUCCCCCAUCCACUGACUUACCAGGGUACGAGCCACCCCCAGCCCUCUCACCUGCUCCAUCUCCCCCAGCCUGGCAGGCUCGGGCCCUGGGCACUGCACGCCUGCAGCUGGUAGAGUUCUCGGCGUUUGUGGAACCGCCGGAUGCAGUUGACUCGUUCCAGAGGCACCUGUUUGUCCACAUCAGUCAGCAGUGUCCCAGUCCUGGAGCGCCACCCCUGGAGAGCGUGGACGUGCGGCAGAUCUAUGACAAAUUCCCUGAGAAGAAGGGCGGCCUCCGGGAGCUGUAUGACCGAGGGCCACCCCAUGCCUUCUUCCUGGUCAAGUUCUGGGCGGACCUGAACUGGGGCCCCAGUGGUGAGGAGGCAGGGAGCGGUGGAGGCAGCGGUGGCUUUUACGGAGUGAGCAGCCAGUAUGAGAGCCGGGAGCUCAUGACACUUACCUGCUCCUCCAAAGUCUGCUCCUUUGGCAAGCAAGUGGUGGAGAAGGUGGAGACCGAGCGGGCGCAGCUGGAGGACGGACGUUUUGUGUACCGCCUGCUGCGCUCCCCCAUGUGUGAGUACUUGGUUAACUUUCUGCACAAGCUGCGGCAGCUGCCCGAGCGCUACAUGAUGAACAGCGUCCUGGAGAACUUCACCAUCCUCCAGGUGGUGACGAACAGGGACACUCAGGAACUGCUGCUGUGCACGGCCUACGUCUUUGAAGUCUCCACCAGUGAACGUGGAGCUCAACACCACAUCUACCGCCUGGUCAGGGACUGACAGAGCCCCAUUGCUGUUUUUUUUUUUUUUUGUUUUGUUUUGUUUUGUUUUUUUCCACAACACCCCCUUCCCAGGAAGGACCCUUUGGCUCUUCCUGUAACCCUCAUUUG
This is a messenger RNA of Psammomys obesus (fat sand rat), 1506 nucleotides long. It is a transcript of the gene Tead2, whose product is annotated as TEA domain transcription factor 2. Gene Ontology annotation, biological process: regulation of transcription by RNA polymerase II; embryonic organ development; hippo signaling. Gene Ontology annotation, molecular function: DNA-binding transcription factor activity, RNA polymerase II-specific; RNA polymerase II cis-regulatory region sequence-specific DNA binding. Gene Ontology annotation, cellular component: transcription regulator complex. The transcript is spliced from 12 exons. Bases 71 to 1396 code for a protein of 441 amino acids. NCBI's taxonomy places the organism in Eukaryota, Metazoa, Chordata, Mammalia, Rodentia, Muridae. The record is from RefSeq and is a predicted model, not a curated record.